Molecule: messenger RNA, 1212 nt
Organism: Papaver somniferum (opium poppy)
Lineage: Eukaryota; Viridiplantae; Streptophyta; Magnoliopsida; Ranunculales; Papaveraceae
Exons: 1
Coding region: 1-1212 (403 amino acids)
Source: RefSeq, a predicted model, not a curated record
AUGAUAGUAGCCAACGUCCAUAAUCCCGAGCCAUUAGACCGAAGAGCAUCCAAGGGAAAUAGAUUAUCUGAUCCAGACUUCUUCCUUGACAGUUCAGACUACUUCGACAGUAAAGAUCGAAGACCAGGACGAUACGUCACGGCGGAGGACCAUCGUCUCGCUUUGGAGAAUCUUCGUGCAGAAAUGAUGAUAGAAAUCAAGAAACUCAACGCAAGACAGGGAGGAGGAAGACUAGAGGAAGUGAUGAGAGAAUCCGCUACGACACCACUGGAGGCCCACCUAUCCAGAGCGCCCAUUCCCCAAAAAUGCCCCAUAUCAGCGUUCGAAUGCUAUGAUGGAUCUAGUGACCCAGCGGACCUUCUUCGAUAUUACAAUCGAGUCCUAGACCAAUGGGAUCAAGACGAUGUGGUUGUUUGCAGAUACUUCCCUUCGAGCCUCAAAGGAUCGGCCCUUUCCUGGUUUGACAAUCUACCGCCAAACUCCAUCAACUCUUACGACCAGCUCACGGAAAAGUUCCUGGGGACGUACAUGUACAACAAGACUGUCAACACCGGAAUGGACAAGCUUUUUUCACUAGCCAUUGCUCACAAGGAGAUGAUCAGGGAGUAUACCGAUAAAUGGCAUAGGAUCUGCCAGGAAAUUGGAAAUGUUGACCCAGUGGUUAGCGUCAAUUGUUACAAAUGGGGAUUGGACCGCAUGAGCCCCUUAUUCAUUGAGAUUCAUGGAAGUAUUUCGAUGACCGAAGGAGAUAUUCGAGUUAUCAUUGAGAAGCACGCCAUGAUGGAGGAAAUACAGCGUAAUAACCCAAGGGCACAGGUGCAAAAAGCUCACCGUACCAAUUAUGUGGAGCAAACCAACGGGUCAAAAAGGAAAAAUUCGAUAGACCAGUCCAACGAAGACAAGAGAGGUCGAACGGACGACCAUCGGCGCGAUGAAAAUAAAUUCGAAUACCAAGUUUACACGAAGAUCAAUACCAGCUACGUUCGCAUCCUAAGGAAAAUUAAAAAUCGAGCCAAUCUCGAGUGGCCAUGGUCCAAGGGAAAGAAACCACCAAGAUCAAAGAAGUCAAGAGACUAUUGUGAGUACCACUGCUUCAACGGUCACCAGACGAAGAAGUACAAGAACCUGAAGAUCAUGAUCCAGAAGCUUAUCGACGUUGGGGAGUUGAAGCAAUACAUCCAAAAGGCAGAAACUGGCAAUGACCGGACUUAG